This is a messenger RNA of Camponotus floridanus (Florida carpenter ant), 794 nucleotides long. It is a transcript of the gene Ripalpha, whose product is annotated as RIP-like protein. The record is from RefSeq and is a predicted model, not a curated record. The coding region runs from base 102 to 767 and encodes 221 amino acids. The transcript is spliced from 3 exons. Gene Ontology annotation, biological process: protein import into nucleus. Lineage: Eukaryota; Metazoa; Arthropoda; Insecta; Hymenoptera; Formicidae. Gene Ontology annotation, cellular component: nucleus.
AGAAAUAUUGUAUGGCGCUGAAGAUUGAUUUGAUGUUCCUCUUCAUGAGAAACAAAGUCAUUGUAUAAAUUAAUUUCAUUUCGAGUCGGUAUGAUAAAAUCAUGGCGCUCAGUCCUACAAUGACAUCAAAAUUAAAAAGCAGAGAUUACGCAAAUAAAAUCAGACAUGGUUCGCCCAAGUUACAGGAGGUGUUGCGAGAGAAAUGCCGCCAAAGAUUACGAGAGAGGCGGAAUCAGUUAUUCAACAGACGUAGAUUUGGUUUGCAACUCGAUUCUAUACAGAUGCAAGAUACAUUGACGGAAAUAAUACGUCAAGAAUUUAAGAACCUGGCAACAUCAAAUGAUAAUGGCAUAAGCCUUACAUUCAAAGAGAUUGACGAACCCUUAAGUCAGGAAGAGGCGAUUGAAUUAGAAAAUGAAAUUGUUCGUGAAGAAGAAGAAUGGAUACUUCAAGAAUAUGAGAAAUUUUCACAUGAUGAAAUCAAAUCUUAUGUAAUGUACGCUGAUAACAAGGAGAAAGAAGUGUUCUGUCCUAUAUGCCAGAAAACCAUAUUAAAAGAAGAAAAUAAUGAUGUAUAUUGUGCAACUUGUGGAUUAAAAUUAACAGGUCGUACUAUACAAGAAGUAAAACAGUUAAUUGAUGAAAAUAUAAAAAUUCAUGCAUUCAACUGUAUCAGAGUACCAACAUUCAUGAUAAUGCCUGAUAAUAGUAAUCUUGAUUUAUACCUAGUAUGUCAUGACUGUUCUACUUUAGCAUUAAUUUGUUAAUUAUUUAGGAUUAAUUACCGGUAUUAA